Molecule: messenger RNA, 3933 nt
Organism: Ictalurus punctatus (channel catfish)
Lineage: Eukaryota; Metazoa; Chordata; Actinopteri; Siluriformes; Ictaluridae
Gene: wtip
Product: WT1 interacting protein
Exons: 8
Coding region: 658-2202 (514 amino acids)
Biological process (GO): response to hypoxia; cytoskeleton organization; regulation of DNA-templated transcription
Cellular component (GO): P-body; transcription regulator complex; adherens junction
Molecular function (GO): transcription corepressor activity
Source: RefSeq, a predicted model, not a curated record
AGCGCACCCCUGCCCGGCCUCGCGCGCCUCCCGCCCUCCCUCCCCGCAUUCCUGCCGCACACAAACGAGUCCCGCGCGCUGCUCUGUUUCUUUUCUCUCUUAUUUCCCCCUGUUUCUUUCUCUCUCUCUUUUUUUAAAUUCCUCAUUUUUGUCACGUAGGGCUUCUCUUUUUCUCUCUUCCUGCCUUACUGUUAUUAUUAUUUAUUUAUUUUUUGUUUCUUUACUCGAUUUGCCCCAAAACUUUUCGCGCGAGAAAUUAAACGCGGCUCGGAUUCGUUUCGAAAAAGACGACGUUUUGUUUUGGAAAGGAGAGAGAGAGCGUGUGUGAGAGAGAGAGCGAGCGAGCGAGAGAGAGAGAGAGAGAGAGAGAGAGAGAGAGAGAGAGAGAGAGAGAGGAAAUUCCUCCGCCAUUGACUGCAAAAGGACCCUUCAACUUCACCGAGCACCUCGUGCGGAAACUUUGUUUAAACGACAGUUGUUUGUUUUGUGUUUUUUUCCUUAAAGGAGGCCUCGUUGUUGAUUUUUUUUAGGAAUUAUGCACCAGGAGGAAAUCACGACAGAAACCUGAGGAAGAUGAUGAACCGACAAAGCGAGCGUUUCGGUGCAGAGUGAAAUGCACGAGCUUUAUUUUUUUUUGUACGUGCACCAGCAACACCGAUGGAUCGCUACUACGAAGAGGAUCCGGCACGCAGAGCGAGCGAGCUGAUGGAGAACCUGUCGCUGUGCGAGCCUUACCGGGACAUGAGAGCGGAGCUCGAGCCAGACGCGGACUUCGGGCUACCUGAGCACAAGAGUAAGCGCGCGCACAGAGACGCCUUUUACGUGGACGACGCGUACUGUAGCGCGAGAUCCGAAGUUGCUUUGCCGUGCUACGGCGGCGGCGGUGGCGACCGGCAUCGGAGAUCAUGCGUUCACGCGAGCCCCCGCUCGAGCCUCGCGGCGCCCGGGCAACAGGAGAAGUGUGGAAGCCCUCGGACGAGUCUCGCGCACUGCGACGGCAGCGGCGCUCUCAGCCCUCGCUCGAGCUACGCGAGCACGUCCAGCGACGCCAGCAAGCCUUCGAGCCCCGGCUACGUCUACGAGUGCACGAGCAGACCGAGCAGCAACCGCACGAGCGGCGUCAGCAUGGGCUACGACCAGCGGCACGCGAGCCCUCGUUCCAGCAUCUGUGGUCCGAACAGUGCAGGACUAACCCUCAGCCCCAGGUCCAGCAUCUCGAGCCACAGCUCCAGGAGCUCGCGGAGCUCGCGUGGCUCAAUGGGCGCGUGCCCGGAGCUGCUUGUUGCCUCCUCGCCUCGCGCGUCUCUACUGGAAGACGCGCUGCUACAGGACACCGGUGAAGCCAGCGUGCUUCACCGCGCGCACCUUCAUCCGUUCACUGUGCCGGAAGAGAUACACCACGGUGCCUCGGCGAGAGCUCGCGCCCCGGGUCCGAGAUUGAAGCUGCCCUACCAGGUGACCCCUGCGCGAGAGAGUGGCGCGAGCCAGGCAGAGAGGCGGCUCGAGGCCCUCACGCUCGAGCUGGAGAGAGAGCUGGAAAUGCACAUGAAGAAGGAAUAUUUCGGUAUUUGUGUAAAAUGCGGUAAAGGGGUGUAUGGAGCAAGUCAGGCGUGCCAGGCGAUGGGGAAACUCUACCAUACUAACUGUUUCACCUGCUGUUCAUGUGGGAGGAGACUGAGAGGAAAAGCAUUCUACAAUGUGAACGGAAAAGUCUACUGUGAGGAGGACUUCCUGUAUUCCGGCUUCCAGCAGACGGCUGAGAAAUGCUUUGUGUGUGGACACCUCAUCAUGGAGAUGAUCCUCCAGGCUUUGGGGAAGUCCUACCACCCGGGUUGUUUCCGCUGUGUGGUGUGUAAGGAGGGACUAGAUGGGGUCCCCUUCACCGUUGAUGUUGAAAACAACAUCUACUGUGUUAAAGACUAUCACACAGUCUUUGCUCCAAAAUGUGCAUCGUGUGGUCAACCCAUCCUCCCAGCUGAAGGCUCAGAGGAGACCAUACGAGUCGUAUCCAUGGAUAAAGACUACCAUGUAGAGUGUUAUCACUGUGAGGACUGCGGCCUUCAGCUGACUGAUGAAGAGGGCCACCGCUGUUACCCGCUGGAGGGUCACCUGCUGUGCCACGCCUGCCACCUGCACCGGUUAAAAGCUUCCGGUCCCUCGCAGCCACCGACCAGCUAUCCGCUUCAUGUCACUGAGCUGUGAACACACACACACACACACACACACACACACACACACACACACACACACACAAACACACACACACACACACUCAGAGCAGACAGCGCCACGAAGGGAGAUGUGUGUGACGUCCUUUGCUGCUCCAACCAUCCACACCUUCACUGAAACGAGGCGCAGACAGACGGGAAACACACUCUCUUUCUGUCUCUCUGCAGCUCCACCCUGGAAUGAUGUCACAGACUCGAACUUUGACCCCCUGGUCCCACUUACAAGACACAACCAGCAUAUACAGCUACAUUCCGAGAAAGGAAAAGCCUUACACGUGGCCUUUCGCUGAAAAUCUCGCACUUAACGUUGUUUUUUUUUUCCUCACUCAUUGCCUUCAAGUUGCACCAUUUAAUAUCUGUGCGUCGUUUUGUAUUCAUAUAUACAGUAUGUGUGAUGUGAUGUGAUGUGGUGUGAUACUGGUAAGGAAUACAGAUCCUUACAAUGUGCUCACAGUAAACACACACACACACACACAGAGACAGACAGACAUUACAAUUUGUGUGUCAACAUGAGCAGCCACACUCACAAAUUGACACACACAUACCGCCUUAACAUAUCAUAUUUAACCCUAUUGACAUUCAGAGACGUUUCCUUUACACGAACGUAGAGUUUCUUCAUUUCUGUUGGUUUCAUUCGUGUUGGAGUUUCAAGCGCUUUGACGCAUCAUUUCUGAGCUGGUACGAGACUCCGACACUGGUUUGUCUGGGAGGACUCACGUCGGAGAUGUGCUGCAGCCGGAAGAGAGGAUCUGAUGUUUUUCACUCGUGAGUGGAUCUGAUGUUCUGCUGAAGCUCAAAGGUGCUGGUUUCACCGGAGUUCCACAGGAUGGAGGGGUGUAUGUGAACAUUCCCAACAUGCAUCAGUGGCAGGGCCGUUCUGUAUGUGGAUGUUUGCUUGGCCUUGACUGUGUGUGCGUGUGUGCGUGUGUGUGUGUGUGUGUGUUAAAGGUUAAAAUGUAAACGCUAAUGGCAACCUGAUGACAAACCAGCAAAGUCUCCUUGUCGUGUGGGUGUGUGUGUGUGUGUGUGUGUGUGUGUGUGUGUGUGUGUGUGUGUGGUCUAUCACACACAUACAGGAGCCCUGCUGUAACACUACUGAGUGGACACAGGCAGGCUAAAACCAAUCCUGUCUCCGACAUCAUCAUUUCUAACACACACUUCCUGUAGAGCGUACAAUUCCACUCAAAAAUGCACAGAAAGUAUUUUUCUUUUCUUUUUUUCCUGACAGAAAAGAUGAGUCCCGUUCGGAAUUCCACACCGCGCUGAUAUUUUUUCCUCAGAUCAUUCCCAGGUCGUUUUACCUUUACAAAACUUCACCCUAUUUCCUCUCCAUGAUGUCUUAAUACACUUAAUACAAAAAAAAAAAAAAGUACUACUAUUUGAUAGAACACGGAUAGAUUCCCUGUAAAUAAACACCGCUAGCUUUUAUCCUCCGCUUCGAUCCGACACGGCGGUGAGCCGUAGCUUUGUUUCUCGAGUGUAGUUCUCAGAGCACGUAUCUCACAUUCUGCUUUUUGUAUCAUUCGAUGUUUUGAUUCCUUAGAUAUUUCAUAAAUAAAAAUAAAAAAAAGGAAAGUAGAUUUAUUUAUCUAAACACGAAAAAAAGGUUUAAAGUUAUUUAAUGUUAUAAGAAGUUGGGACGUAUCAUUUAACCGUAGAUGAGAUAAUCUGCUUUUUCAAUAAAGUGGUUUUGUAGUUAACUUAA